AUGAGCCAAAUUUACAAAGAUGGAGCUAAGGUACUCAAGCUAAUUAAAACAAAGAACAUCGGAUUAAAAGGAGCUUGCUUUAAAUUAAAAAGAAACGUUAGGCCAAUCUAUGCACUCAUAAACAAAAUUUUACCUGUACGCAAAAAGCUUGAAAAUGAAAUUCAAAAGAAGUGAAAAGAUUGUGAAGAUAUUGAACUCGCAAGUCUUAUGCUUUUUGAUUAUUGGAAAUCAGGGAAAAUUAGUGGUGGAGGAGCAGUUAAACACAAAAUCAUGGAAAAAUUUAAGCCCUCGAAAUUUUUAGCGAAAAAUCUGAAGAAGCAAAAGAGAUGAGUUAUCAUAAACCAAUUUAAAAAGCCAAAAAACACAAAAAUCCUAGGAAAACAAGACGAAAUCAUUCCUGAUUUGUAUUGCAUAGAAGACUCAGCAGAAAUAGCUAAAAUGAUUAAAAAUUCAGAGAUAAUUUCACAAGAAAAAGCCAGCUGCAUGCCAGUCGCAAGUCUUCGCUUAAAGAAAGGAAAUUGAAAUGCCAUAGACGCUUGUGCAGCUCCUGGCAAUAAAACUCUACAAUUGGCUGGAAGAAUGAAAAAAUUAUCGACUGGGAAAAUUUAUGCUUAUGAGUUGAAUCCAAACCGCUUCGGUCUUCUUAGAAGAAGGAUAAAAGAGUAUAGGGCUGAUAACGUAAAAGCUAUAAAUGGGGAUUAUCUAAAAGCAGAAAUCCCCAAAAACGUAAAAGUUGCAAUAGUAGAUCCAUCCUGCUCUGGGUCUGGCAUUAUUUCUCACCAAUUAAUCGACAAUGGAAAAAUAACAGUGCAGCCUGAUUUAGUGACAGAGCGUCUAAAAAGUUUAUCAUAUUUCCAAGAAAAAGUCCUCACCAAAACUCUUAACAUUCCAGGGAUCCAACAAGUUCUAUACUCGACUUGUUCAGUACACAAAAUUGAAGAUGAAAAUGUUGUCCAUAACGUUUUAUCAUCAUUUUGAAGGAAGUUUAAGCUUGUCAAAGCUCUUCCAAAAUGAAAAAGAAGAGGAUUUGGAGACUAUGGUGAAUUAAUGGUAAGAGUUAACCCUUUAGAGGACAAAACCCAAGGGUUUUUUGUUGCGCUUAUCAAGAGAAGAAGUCUGAGACUCGGCCAUCACAUUAUCAAAAGAACUCACAGAUAUUGGUCCAAGAAAAAACACAUAAAGUUUAAUUAG
Molecule: messenger RNA, 1191 nt
Organism: Blepharisma stoltei
Lineage: Eukaryota; Ciliophora; Heterotrichea; Heterotrichida; Blepharismidae
Source: the annotation of a GenBank genome assembly